UUUAUAAGCCGCUGCUCAUGAUUUUAAACCCAUGCAUACGAAUGCGCUGCCCCCCCUGCAGAGACCAGCUACCAGCUAACGACGCACAACGCAUACUGGCAGUGACCGAACCGGCUGUGCAGACCAGAGACCAGAGCGCGCUGCCAAUGCCGUUGAACCCGCUUGUGAAGCCGCUGUCCAGCGCCCAUGAUGCUGAAAACACUGCACUGUCUUUUCCGAGGGUGACGUAGACGCGAAGCGUGGUGAACGUAACUUAGCACUCAGCAAAGCACAAAGGGGUUGUGGUGGAGAAAGACAGACAAAAACAGUAACGCAAACGCUAAACAAAAAUAAACAGACCAGACUUUUUGAAAGCUGUCCAGCCGCGUUAUCCGUGUUGCAGGCCGGGCUUCACUGCACAGUUAAAAGGGAUCUUUUGGAGAGCGAGAGAUCACAAGCCCAUGAGGCACGCUGGGGUGAUACGGUUCCUGUCUGAAACCAAGGUUCAUUUGUUCGUCUAAAUAUCCGGUCGAUUAUGGGCUGUAUUUUCUGCUAAACGGCAAUCGGUAAAUGCUGAAGACACUGUCAAAAUGUUACCUAAAUCAAGAAGAGCUCUUACCAUCCAGGAGAUUGCAGCUCUGGCCAGAUCAUCCUUGCAUGGAAUCUCCCAGGUGGUGAAGGACCAUGUGACGAAGCCCACAGCGAUGGCUCAGGGCAGGGUGGCUCACCUGAUCGAGUGGAAGGGCUGGUGCAAGCCCAUCGACUCGCCUGUGGCCCUCGAGAGCGACUUCAACUCCUACUCAGACUUAUCAGAGGGGGAGCAGGAGGCGCGGUUUGCAGCAGGUGUAGCGGAGCAGUUUGCCAUUGCGGAGGCUAAGCUCAGAGCGUGGUCGUCUGUGGACGGAGAGGACUCCAAUGACGACUCCUACGAUGAGGACUUCGCCCCAGCCAGCGAAGGCCCCCAUUCAGCCGAUGCAGUGGGACCCUAUCCGAAUUACCUGCGGGACAUCCUUCACAGUCACAUGUGCCAACAGCUGAGCGUGCGACACAGCGCCUGCGAGCACGAGAGUGAUUCAUCACAGACAGUCUCCCCUGAGACCCUGUGCUCCAGCCUGUGCAGCCUGGAGGACCACCCUCUGCUGAAGGACCUGGGCUCUCCCACAGACCUCGCCACCAAGCUCUUUGGAGCCAUCCACGGUGGAGAGGAGAUCCUGGCCAAGCUGCAGCGCAGUGGGGAAAGUGCCUUCAGGAACCUCGGACACCUUAUCUGCGACGACUCCUCCUACUCUGUCUCCUACACUGAGUCAUGCUUCUCUCCUGAGGACGAGGAAGACAUGCCUUGCAAGGACUACGAGUCUGUGUGCAAGGAGGACACCGGCUAUGAAGUCAGGAGAAAGGUCUCGGACGUGGCGUCUUCUGGAGUGGUGUCUCUAGAUGACGAGGAGGAGGAGGAGGAGGAGAACGAAGAUGUCUGAAUGAUCGUUCUUCCCUCCUCCUUGCUCUCCUGAAUGUUUUUGGCAUGCUUCACUUCGUCCCCGCCCCCUUAUCCUGAGUUUGAUAUUUUGUCUUGAGGCGUCCAAACAAUCUUUUUUUAUUUGGGUUCCGAUUGACUUGCUCUGCCUUUUGUACAAACCAAUUGCCUGGGGUUUGAUGCAAAGGAGCAAGCAGAUAACUUGCAUGAUAUGCUAAGUGCAGAAAUGAACUUGUGGUCUGAAACGUUUUAAGCACGGUCUGUACCCCUGGUUGUUUCUUUCCAAGAACAUCUCCCAUCUGAGACUUUUUGACAUUGCAUCCCAAACUUCUUUUCCUUGGCUGAAUAAACUAAAGCAUCAAAGUGGCAUGGCUUACGCUGGGAAUGCCAAAGGAUAAACCUUUCACUAAAGAUUAUAAGAAAAUGCUGGAAUGUUCUUAAACUGACAAGAUUAUGUCUUUUUAAAAUAUUUCUCACAAACAAAAAAGGCAAUAUGCUUUUAUUGUACUAGUUUUAUAUCAUUCAACAUGUUAUUAUAGCCUGAUGAUUGAAAGCGAAGUUUUUUCAAGUUCUUACAUGAAAAAAACACACAUGCAAGUGUCUAAAAAAACCCAACAAACUUCGAUUAAAAAAGAGAAAACAAAGCAUCAAAGCAGUUUUCACUGAUUCAGAUUUUCUAUAUUUUUGUAUCCGUCGUCUGCAUUUUUUGUGAGGCAUUGCUGUCCAGUGGUUUGCACGAAGCUUCAAGUACUGUUGCCAUAGAGAUGUUUUUUAUUUGUUAUCACUGUGUGAUAUGGUCUACAGAAAAUAAAAAAAACAGGAUACUGUGGUAUUAAUUUUUAUUGUCAUCGUCAUGUCCUUUUCAAUGCAAGUCUCUUAUAGCCGGGAUGAAAGGUCAGCUACUAAACUUCUUAAAAGUGAAUGGUAUAUAAAUGCAAACAUAGCUCGUGCCUCUCAAACCACCCCAGUCCACCAGUGAGGCCCUGGUUGGUAGGGUGUGCUGAGGAAUGGGGAAGUUGGGAAUGGGGAAGUUCUUGUGUUGGGUCAGGAGCUCCUGACCCAACACAAGAACACCGGCAUGCAAUCUGCUCAGAUGUGCACAUCUCUGAACCCCGGGGUCGAUGAGUGAUUGUGCUUGUUUCACUGCUGCUUGCAGUGCCUCUGGACUGGCAGGGGUUGAGAGGUCUGUCUGCAUGCCUUUAAGGGCUCUACUGUUCCCUGCACACAGGAGGUGUGGAUCAGCUGGGUAUGAAAGCAAAUUGGGAUUCUCAGACAAUAGGAAUCUUGAGCACUGCAGUGCAUGCAUGUGAUUGCAACACACCCAUCAGCAUGCUAGUGGGUUAUAAAAAGACCAGCAUCUGUUUUUAAAGUUCAGCGCCUCACCCUAUACGAACAAAUACCAGCAUAUAUGUUCUGGGAGAAAUAUGAGUGUCGAACUGUAAUGUAUCAUGAUUCUAGCAUUCUAUGUCUUGUUUGUUUUUUGUUGUUCUUGUAUUACAGAACAGUAGUUGUAUACUAUGGUAAAGAAUCAUAUGAUUAAGUGCGGGCA
Messenger RNA from Acipenser ruthenus (sterlet), 2999 nucleotides. RefSeq names its product protein FAM131A-like. NCBI's taxonomy places the organism in Eukaryota, Metazoa, Chordata, Actinopteri, Acipenseriformes, Acipenseridae. The coding region runs from base 570 to 1454 and encodes 294 amino acids. The record is from RefSeq and is a predicted model, not a curated record. The transcript is spliced from 5 exons.